AAACUAAAAAAUCAAAAAUUUUCAACUAUAUAGUUUUAUUUUUUUUAAAUCUUGUGUAAAAAAAAAACAACUCAUUUGGAGCCGAAUGAAAUAAUCAAACUUUCCUCACAUUUAAAGAUGAAAAAGUACAUAAUUUGAUACUCCGCCCUCAUUUUCCUUUACCCUCCCAAAUAAAAGGUAAAAGUAGGCAAGUAGUGGUCUAUUCUAAGCAAACAGUGGUCGUCAUCUACCCCUACUUCACUCACUUGGUAACUAACUACUCGUGGGACGCCAUGGACGGAAGAAAAAGGCAGAAACGCGCCGCAACCGCCGAAGAAGAGAGUCCGGCCAUCGGAAUCGAUCUCGGAACCACUUAUUCUUGCGUCGGAGUCUGGAGGCCUAAGCACAACCGUGUUGAGAUCAUCGCCAACGAUUUGGGCAACCGAACGACGCCGUCUUGGGUUGCCUUCACCGACGUCCAACGCCUUGUUGGCGAAUCUGCCCAGAACCAGGCCCCCAUGAAUCCCUCCAAUACCAUCUUCGAUGUGAAGAGGCUGAUAGGUCGAAAGUUCAGUGAUGUAUCGGUGCAAAACAACUUGAAGCUCUGGCCUUUUAAAGUCAUCGCUGGCCCUGAUGGCGGCAGUGGUGGUGGAAAGAAACCAAUGAUAUCUGUCACUUUCAAAGGUGAAGAGAAGCAAUUUUCUGCUGAGGAGAUAUCUUCAAUGAUCCUCCAAAAGAUAAAGAAUACGGCAGAGGCUUAUCUACGUAGGCAAGUAAAGAAUGCUGUUAUCACCGUUCCUGCCUACUUCAAUGAUGGCCAGCGUCAAGCAACAAAAGAUGCUGGUUUCAUUGCCGGGAUUAAUGUGCUGCGUAUCAUCAAUGAGCCCACAGCUGCUGCAAUUGCCUAUGGUCUUGACAACAAAAUAUCCAAAAGUGGUAGUUCUGCUUCAAAGAACAUACUGGUUUUUGAUCUCGGUGGUGGGACUUUUGAUGUCUCCAUUGUCACAAUGGAGAAGGAUAUGUUUGAAGUCAAGGCAGUUAAAGGGGACACCCACCUUGGGGGAGGAGAUUUCAAUAACAGGAUGGUGAGACACUUUGUAGCUGAAUUUGAAAGAAAACACAAGAAAGACAUCAGUGUGAAUCCUAGGGCUCUAGGGCGUUUAAGAGCAGCUUGUGAAAGGGCCAAAAGAAACCUUUCUGCAACUACUGAAACGUCUCUUGAUAUUGAGUGUCUAUUUGAGGGCAUUGAUUUCUCUUCAAGCAUCACCCGUGCACGAUUUGAGAAAAUGAAUUUGGAUCUGUUCAAUAAUUGUGUUGAGCUAGUUGAGAAUUGUUUGAAAGAUGCCAAAAUGGAGAAGAGUCACAUUCAUGAUAUUGUUCUGGUUGGUGGGUCCACCCGCAUCCCAAAGGUCGAGGAAUUGAUACAAAAGCUCUUCUCUGGAAAGAAGCUGUGUAAGAGUAUAAACCCAGACGAGGCUGUUGCCUGUGGAGCAGCUUUUCAUGCUGCAUCCCUGACUGGUGCCUGUUUGGGUGUGAGCAAGGAUGUUGUGCUUUUGGAUGUUACUCCUUUAUCUCUUGGUGUUGAGCUGCACAGCGGUGAAAUCAUUCGGUUCCCCGUGUUUGAGGGGGAAAUGCCAAUAGCAAGGGACAACUAUUUCCUGGGCAAAUUUACCCUCUAUAACAUUCCUCCAGCACCCAAAGCUGUUCCUAAGUUUGAUGUUGAUUUUGAAAUCGAUGUCAAUGGCAUCUUGACUGUGUCUGCAGUGCUGAGGGGUAGUGACAAUAAGGACCAAAUCAUUAUAACCAAUCACAGCGCUAGGUUGUUGAAGGAGGAGAUUGAUCGGAUGGUGAAGGAGGCUGAGGAGUACAAAGCUCAAGAUGAGGAGCAAAAGAAGGCAUCAGUGGCUAAAAAUGCAUUGGAGAGUUACAUUCACCACUUGAGGGGCACUUUGAGUAAAUUUGGAUAUAGGGUUGAGACGAAGGACAGAGUAAUUCUGCGAGAAGCAGUUGAGAAAACGGUCUGUUGGUUGGAGUGGAAUUACCUUCUUUGCGAUGCUCUCAAGUUUGAGGAAAAGAGGAAGGAGCUCGAGGUCAUAAGUGAGCCUCUAAUUACAAAGAUGAUACAGUCUCGGCAGGAAAGUGUCAAGGUCGAGGUCAUUGAGAUAGACGACUAGUGGGCACUGAUGAAUCUUGAAAAUGUUGCAAUUCCAUUGACGCAAUAAUUGGAGGGAGAUCUGACGAAAUGAAUGGUGGAUCUAGAUGAUGGGUUUUGUAGAUUCAACAAAAGAUUGAACAAGAUUGAACGUGGAUCUGAAGUGAUGGUGCGGAUGGGUUCGACGACAGAUCCAAAUCGAAAUGGUGCAGAUGGGUUCAGCGGAUCUACAUGAUGAUUUCUAAAGAUCUGUAUUUUUUUUAGUGAAAAUUUAUUCCUAGAUCUGCUUGGCAAUGAGUCCGAAUGAGGCAGAGAUGAGAAAAAGAGUGUUGCGGGACAUUAGGAUUAGGGGCAUUUUUGGAAGGUCAAACUUUUUUUACACAACCUUAAAAAUGAACUCCGGUCAAAGUGGGAAGGUCAAUGUAGGACGGAGGGAGUACUGCGUAAGACGUUGGCAUUUUUUACAGGUAAUUAAAAGUUAAGUGGCAGUUUAUUAACAAAAGGAAAGGUAAUGACAUUUUUGACAAAAUAUAAUAGUUUUGUGGAU
Molecule: messenger RNA, 2678 nt
Organism: Cuscuta campestris
Lineage: Eukaryota; Viridiplantae; Streptophyta; Magnoliopsida; Solanales; Convolvulaceae
Source: the annotation of a GenBank genome assembly